Colletotrichum destructivum is the source of this 1157-nucleotide messenger RNA. RefSeq lists its product as uncharacterized. The transcript has 3 exons. Bases 168 to 947 code for a protein of 259 amino acids. The record is from RefSeq and is a predicted model, not a curated record. Lineage: Eukaryota; Fungi; Ascomycota; Sordariomycetes; Glomerellales; Glomerellaceae.
ACCUGCAUCCCUCUCUCUGUUUCUCUCCCUCCUCUCCCCUCUUGUUUGCUCCAGCCAACCAGUGAUACCCCCCAGGAAGCUCUGUCGUACCCGCCCUAAAGAGUCUGUGAUACCCAACCAACCUUCAGCUUCGAAUACACCCCCCAACCCUCAAAACAGCUGCCAAUAUGAAGUCCGCCGUUCUCUCCCUGGCCCUCGCUGCCAAUAUUGCUGCUGCCAACCCUGUCCAGCCCCGCCAAGCUUCUGACGCUCCCGCCUUCACCCAAGCUGCCGAUGCCCUCAUCUCCCAGUACAUCCCCGAGUCUCAGUGGGACUCUUUGACCUCGGCUUUCGGCUCCGCUGCCAGCGCGGCUGGGGUCACAGGGGACGUCCGGUCCUACGUAUACUCGGUCCUCAAGGCCACCAGCACCCCGACCUGGUUCCUCGCCGCCAUCCCUACCGCCUAUGUCAGCCAGUACGCCGCUCUGGAGUCGGCAAUUGAGAGCCUCCGUCCUACCGCCGUCAUCGGUACUGCCGUGCCCACUGUCAUUGCCGUCACCACCACCGACAGCGAGGGUAACACCAUCACCACCAGCAUCUCUGCUACCGUUACGCCUAUCCCCACCGUCAUCACCACCGACUUGCUUCCCUCACUCUCCCCCAGUGUCGUUACCGGCACCGAUUCUGCCGGCAGCGCUUUUACCUCGACGGUCCUGAACACCAGCGAGGAGGCUGACACCACCGCUACCGCGACUACUACCGAGACUGUCGCCACCGAGACCGAGACCGCCACUGGCGAAGCCUCUGCAACGGGGUCCGAUGAGACUACCGGGUCUGGUGAGGCUACCGGAUCCGGUGCCUCCGGUACCGCCCCGGCCUCCACCAACGCCCCUAACGCUGCCCCGACUGCUAUGGUCAACGGCUUCGCCGGCGUUGCCGCCAUCAUCGGCCUUGUCAUGGCCCUUUAGGGGAUCUCUCCGACAGGGUAAACCCCUCCUCAAGAUUUGCAAUCAUGAGGCAACCGUAUGACAACCUGUAGAUAACGACUGUUUGGACUGAUGCCUGCUUCUUUCGAUGUUCACGGGCACUGCCCCGGUUGUGACCGAGCGACCUUGUAUAUAUUGAAUGGUAAAGGAAUAAUGAUUAAUGCGAGGGGAUUUUUAUUUCAAUAGAAAUAA